Pan troglodytes (chimpanzee) is the source of this 615-nucleotide messenger RNA. Its product is annotated as H(+)/Cl(-) exchange transporter 3-like. Gene Ontology annotation, biological process: transmembrane transport; chloride transport. The record is from RefSeq and is a predicted model, not a curated record. Gene Ontology annotation, molecular function: voltage-gated chloride channel activity. Gene Ontology annotation, cellular component: Golgi apparatus; early endosome; synaptic vesicle. NCBI's taxonomy places the organism in Eukaryota, Metazoa, Chordata, Mammalia, Primates, Hominidae.
AUGUGUUUGCGCUAUUAUUUUCCUCUCAAAACUUUAUGGAGAUCAUUUUUUGCUGCUUUAGUGGCUGCAUUUGUUUUGAGGUCCAUCAAUCCAUCUGGUAACAGCCAUCUGGUCCUUUUUUAUGUCGAGUAUCACAUACCAUCAUACAUUUUUGAGCUGUUUCCUUUUAUUCUCCUAGGGGUAUUUGGAGGGCUUUGGGGAGCCUUUUUUAUUAGGGCAAGUAUUGCCUGGUGUCAUCGACACAAGUCCACCAAAUUUGGAAAGUAUCCCAUUCUGGAAAUCAUUAUUGUUGCAGCCAUUAUGGCUGUGAUAGCCUUUCCUAAUCCAUACACCAGGGUAAACACCAGUGAACUGAUCAAAGAGUUUUUUACACACUGUUUUCCCCUGGAAUCCUCUUCUCUUUGUGACUACCGAAAUGAUAUGAAUGCCAAUAAAAUUGUCAAUGACAUUCCUGAUAAUCCAGUAGGCAUUGGAGUAUAUUCAGCAAUGCACUAAUGCCUGGCACUCCUAUUUAAAAUCAUAAUGACAGUAUGCACUUUUGGUAUCAAGCUUCCUUGUGAUGGGUUCGAACAUCGUCCUUUAGCUCGGAGAAGUUUUUUAUUACCGACCUUUUGA